Messenger RNA from Ilyonectria robusta, 462 nucleotides. RefSeq lists its product as uncharacterized. The record is from RefSeq and is a predicted model, not a curated record. The transcript has 2 exons. Lineage: Eukaryota; Fungi; Ascomycota; Sordariomycetes; Hypocreales; Nectriaceae. Bases 1 to 462 code for a protein of 153 amino acids.
AUGGUUAGACCCGACCGUCAUAAGAAGCUCGAGCUUGAUACUCUGGAGCCAAGAUCCUUGGAGGUGUCUAUUGGUGGUUCCAAGAUCGUGGCGCAUUAUGUCACCCCUAGUGCUGGGCAAGAUUUGCUCAAUCGACCGAAAGUCAUCAUUUGCCAUUUUUCUCACUUGGGAACUUCGAUCCAAUUCCAAAGGGACAGCCUUCUCUCUUACAUCGAAGGCUGUCGAACGAUAAUUGAAGCCCAAAGUGUGCCGCAACAGGACCUGGUGCCAUCGAUGCCGUGCAAGGUACUCUCCAUCCAGAAGGCACGUGCUGUGGAAGUAAAGCCUGGGGACUUGGUUAUGGUGAUAGAGAGUAUGGGGAUGAAGGUGAGCUUGAAGACAACCAAGGAGAGUCGUUUCGAGACGGAAUGGAAGGCAGAGGAUGCAGUGGACGAGAGUCAGGUCCUAUGUCGAAUCACAUAG